AUGUUGAAGCUUCUAUUGGGGCUGCUUACUCUUCAGCUGUUAAGUGCUGUAUUUCCCAUUAUCGGGAGAGUUGCACUCGACAUGGGCUUCAGCAAAGUUGUUUUCACAGUGUAUAGAAACAUCAUUGCAGUGUUUUUGUUGGGACCCUUUGCUUAUUUCUUAGAGAAGGAAGCAAGACCACCUCUUUCUUCUUCUUUGUUGGUUAAGUUCUUCCUUGCAUUAUUAGGGGUCGCUGGUACUCAAGGGCUUUAUCUCAUUGAUCUAUACUAUGCGUCUCCAACCUUUGUAUCAGCAAUACAAAACUCAAUUCCAGCAAUUACUUUUGUCAUGGCUUCGGCUUUUGGGCUUGAGCAAGUUAAUAUCUUAAGAAGAGAUGAAUUGGCAAAAGUGGUAGGAACCAUUUUAAGUAUAGGAGGUGGCGUUUACUUCUGUAUAUGUGAGGCUUCUAAAAGAAGAGACACUACGACAGUCGGAAGAUUUGAGUGA
This is a messenger RNA of Nelumbo nucifera (sacred lotus), 486 nucleotides long. Its product is annotated as WAT1-related protein At3g18200-like. Gene Ontology annotation, molecular function: transmembrane transporter activity. Gene Ontology annotation, cellular component: membrane. The record is from RefSeq and is a predicted model, not a curated record. NCBI's taxonomy places the organism in Eukaryota, Viridiplantae, Streptophyta, Magnoliopsida, Proteales, Nelumbonaceae.